This is a messenger RNA of Amphimedon queenslandica, 593 nucleotides long. RefSeq names its product probable palmitoyltransferase ZDHHC20. NCBI's taxonomy places the organism in Eukaryota, Metazoa, Porifera, Demospongiae, Haplosclerida, Niphatidae. The record is from RefSeq and is a predicted model, not a curated record. Gene Ontology annotation, molecular function: protein-cysteine S-palmitoyltransferase activity. Gene Ontology annotation, cellular component: endoplasmic reticulum; Golgi apparatus. The transcript has 7 exons. Gene Ontology annotation, biological process: peptidyl-L-cysteine S-palmitoylation; protein targeting to membrane. The coding region runs from base 125 to 568 and encodes 147 amino acids.
UUAUUUAUAGGAGGAGAAGCCAUUUGAGCUACAGCUAAGUGAAUGGACCGUUUGUACUAAAUGUGAGUCUUAUCGUCCACCACGGGCCCACCACUGCAAACACUGCAAUCGCUGUGUUCGUAGAAUGGAUCACCAUUGUCACUGGAUUAAUAAUUGUGUGGGCAUACAUAACUACAAAUUUUUCUUUUUAUUUGUCUGUUAUUCUGAGGUAUUAGUAAUAGGAGCUGGUCUGUCAUUAAUAUGGGACUGGAGACGACACAAGGAAGUACCUGAUGAUACCUUAGACAGAGUAUUAACAUUUGGUUUGUUCAUCAUUGAUGCUUUAUUUACUUUCUUUGUUAACGGAAUGCUAAUAUCACAAAUACUAGCAGUAUUGUGCAAUAGAACAUUUGUUGAAGUGAAGAGAUACGGUCGUCCUGUCGGUAAACCAAAGGAAUCUAAAAUGAGUUUAAUUACAGCAGUGUGUGGGCGUGGUCCAAUGUGGCUUUGGUGUCUACCUUUUACUAAAGCAAGAAUACCCGAUCCUGUCCCUCCCUCUGAUAUUGCUCUUAAUCAAUUUGUUGUUUAAUUUAUGGGUUAUAAUUUUAAAAGGA